Messenger RNA from Stylophora pistillata, 3087 nucleotides. Its product is annotated as protein-glutamine gamma-glutamyltransferase K. Gene Ontology annotation, molecular function: protein-glutamine gamma-glutamyltransferase activity. Gene Ontology annotation, biological process: peptide cross-linking. The record is from RefSeq and is a predicted model, not a curated record. NCBI's taxonomy places the organism in Eukaryota, Metazoa, Cnidaria, Anthozoa, Scleractinia, Pocilloporidae.
CUUCAAUUUGGAUGUAAUAGAUCGGAUUCAAACAGCUGCGCCAGGUCAGCGGAUUCAAACAGCCGCGCCCGGUCGAGUCUGGGAGAGGGACUGGAUGGUCGGAUUAAUCUGAUAACCGAUAGAGAUUUCCGAGAAAGAAAUGAUGCCUUGAGGAUUGACGCGGGGAAUGACAAGGAAGAUCCGGACUCUCAGUUAAAGCCCGUGACAGUUAAUUUUCACCACGAAGAAAACAGAGCGGCUCACAAGACGGAGGACUAUGAGAUACCGCAACUGAUAGUCAGACGAGGACAGGAAUUUGACGUCACUGUAACGUUUAACAGAGAGUAUCAUCCGGACGUUGACGUCAUAGUUGUACAGUUUGUCACAGGAAAAAGACCCCAAGAAAGCAAAGGAUCGACUAUUCGGGUGUCAAUUCGAGCCAGCUUCACCCCAAACCAGUGGGCAAUGCAGAUCAAGAAAGCCAGUGGAAACACAGUCCAACUGUCAAUCAUGUCAUCAACGAAAGCCAUCAUUGGUCGAUACGACGUAUUUAUCGAAACAAACAGCACAGCUUCAUCUGAAAAUGACUCCCUGUUUCGACACAAAGUUGAGGAGCAGAUUUGCGUGCUCUUCAAUCCUUGGUGUUCGGACGAUACAGUCUACAUGGAAAAUAAUGAACACCGUAAUGAAUAUGUCAUGGAGGAUUUUGGUUACAUAUGGAGAGGGGUUUCAGGGCAGUUAGAAAAAAUUCCUUGGGCAUUCGGGCAGUUUGAGGAUGUUGCCUUAAACUGUGCGCUAUGGCUGUUGGAUGAAGCUGAACUUUCCUGUAUCGCGCUAUCCAGUCCAGUCCAUGUUGUGCGUACCAUAUCAGCAAUGGCCAACUCAAACGAUAAGGACGGUGGGAUUUUGUCAGGACGUUGGUCCAAUACAUUCCCUGAAGGAACAACACCACCACUGGCCUGGACUGGAAGCACUGCAAUUCUCGAAGAGUUCUGGAAGACCAAAAAGGUUGUACGGUACGGACAGUGCUGGGUGUUCUCUGGACUAGUGACAGCAUUAUUAAGGGCGUUAGGAAUCCCAACUCGAAGCGUGACUAAUUUUGAUUCUGCUCACGAUUCUGAUGUGAGCAUGACAAUUGAUUUUCAUUUUGACGAGGAAGGAGAUCUCAUCCCUCACAUGAACGACUCUGUGUGGAACUAUCAUGUGUGGAACGAAUCAUGGUUCAAACGUCCAGAUUUACCAGAUGGACAUGAUGGAUGGCAGGUGCAUGAUGCCACGCCGCAAGAGACAAGUGGAGGUGUUUUUCGCUGUGGUCCUGCGUCAUUAAAAGCGGUUAAAAAAGGAGAGGUGUACCUGCCUUACGACACUGCUUUUGUGUUCGCCGAAGUAAAUGGCGAUCGUGUUUACUGGGAUGUCAAGAAAUCUGAUGGCUCAAUGAAAGCUUCGUAUGUAGACAAGAAGUGUAUUGGGAACUCGGUUAGCACGAAGGCUGUAGGAUCCGAACAGAGAGAAGACAUUACCCAUAAUUAUAAAUAUCCAGAAGGUUCUGAAGAAGAGAGGAAUGCUGUCAAAUUUGCUUUCCAGUUUAGCAGUCGCACUGAACACGAAAUUUACCAGCCUCAAAGCGAGGAUGUUGAAUUUCGUCUAGAUGUGCGAGACACUGUUUACAUGGGCAACAGUUUUGACGUCGCCGUUGUUGUGGAAAACAAGUCAGAAAAUACGAGAAAUAUAAAAGUUAACUUUACAGCUGUCUUGAGUCAUUACACUGGUGUUCCCGCUAAAAAACUGAAAACAUACAAGCUUCAGUUCCUGUUAAACUCCAAAGCAGAGAAACGUUUAGCGUUGAAAAUUGAACCCAAAGAUUACAUCACCAAGUCAGGAGCGGAUGCCACCAUUAAGUUGUACGUGAAAGGUUUCGUAGAAGAUACAGGACAGUCCUUUGCUGCUCAGGAUGUGGUAGAGCUCACCAAGCCCGCGCUGGAGGUUACGGCAUCGUCAUCGCAAGUAAAGAUUGGUGACGAAGUCGAAGUUACCGUGUCAUUCCCGAACCCCUUGUCAAUACCCCUAACAAAGGGACAAUUCCAUCUAGAAGCCACACGAAUGAAACCCAAGUCACGGGUGGUCGACUGCAAGGGCCCUGUGGGUUCUAAGGAAGAAGCCAAGAUCACUGCCAAGUUCACUGCAGCCAGAAAAGGAAAGCAUCACAUCGCUGUCAGCUUCCAGUCGAACGAACUCACUAAUGUCCAUGGCGAGUGUACUGUUACUGAACCAGAAGCAAGUUAACUUUUACAACUUUAAAGCGAUUGGUUUGGAAAAUUACAAAUCAGUUGGAAAACAAACAUCGACAGAGAACGGCAAAUUGAUAAAUAGACGUAAAGAAGUAGGCUGAACAUUCACUUUUCAAUAACACAGCGAUACAUAGGUGUAUAAAAUCAUAUUCACUACUUUUCGAUCUGACAUUACUUUUCACAACGCAGAGCCUCCAUUGCACUCUGAGCACACUUGAACAAACAAAUGAGCUCCAGAAACUCAAGGAGUAAUCGUAGAGUUAUCUAUCUCAACGCCUUUCCAUCACAAUCUUAAAACCAGUAACUUGAACAGUUUUAUUCUUAGGCGUUUAAUACAUACAUUAAUUUUGUCCACCGAAAAAUCAAAUUCCCUGCGUCACUGGAGAAGUGAUUAUUUCUGUCAUUUUAUUUUUAAGACGUAAUGCACCUUUGUACCAGCAGUCAGAAGAGAGACAUUUCACGUCGGCCUUACAGCAAAUAAAAUGAUAUCAAUGAGGACGAUUUCUUUUAUUUCCUCUAUUUAAAAAACGCAUCAACCGAAUCAUCCUGGAAUGAAACUCCCUUACGUCGACUCUCCUGAUGAUGACGAUAACGACGAUUUUGAUGAUAAUAACGAUGACAACGUAAACCUAGUAGUUCGCAUUUUCUUCAGUAUCGCGAGCUUGUCAAACUCUUAAGUAAAUGAAACAGUAGUAGCUAAAAAAUAAUUAAUCUAAAACGUGAAAGAUAAUUCGCUAUGUCUGUUUGUGAGUUGAAUAUCUAAAUAUCUAAUCGCGGUUUAAAUACCCAUAUUACAGAUCUGUUUUCACCAAAGUUCAAA